GCAUGGCAACGCCAUCAACAUCAGAUUUAGAGAUUGGUGCAAGGUGUGAAGUAGGAGGGCAAAGCGGAAUAAUUCGUUAUAUUGGAACCACCGAUUUUGCGCCUGGUAAAUGGGUCGGUGUUGAGCUGGAUGGUCCAUCAGGAAAGAACGAUGGUUCUGUCAAAGGCAAGCAUUACUUUGAUUGUAAACCAAAUCACGGAGUUUUUGUUAGAGCUUCACAAGUAAAAAUACCUUCAAACUCGGCUCCUACGCUUCGAACUCCGUCAACGCCAAGUUUUGCCCCGCCAAAUGCAAAUGAUGCAGCACCUUUAAGACAGCGUCCAACUUCAAUGAUUUUUCCAUCAUCAAAUAGAAAUAGUAUUUCUGGGAUACCUAAUCGACUAUCAAGGGGGCCUGGUUCAUUUGGUUUUCCACGCGGUCCAAAUAGUCCUACAUUUCAAAAAAGACCACGUGGAUAUUCUGAUGCCAGCAACCCUGAUCAAAAAAGACUUGAUUUUGACUCUUUAUAUUUCAACCAACAAGAUAACCAAGAUUUAAAUGAGGAUUACCCUGAAAAUGAUGAACAUAUUGAUGAUGAAUAUGAAGCCGGUGCUUCAACACUCAAAAGUGAUUUGCCAAAACAUUUAGAAACUCCAAGGCAUGAUACUGCUGAUGCCCCAGAUCCAUUUUCUUUACAGGAAACGCGCGAACAAACUGUUUCUCAAAAAGAGUAUGAUGAACUGAGAAUGAAACUUAAAAUAUUGGAAAAUAAACGUCAAGAAGACAGGGAGAGAAUUCGUGAAGCUGAUAAAAUGAAAGCUGAAGCUGAACAAAUAUUGAGUGUUAAACCAAAACUUCAAGUUAUUUAUCAAUCUGACAUCAUUUUUAUCAUAUAUAUUUUAGCCAAAAUGGCAGAAAUGCAACAAGAAUUACGUGACCUUAGGAAGCAAUUGAAAGAAGUUAAUUCCGAGAAAGAAGCUUUCGAGGGCAAAUACAAUGAAGCUUCUGAAUCCAUGGAAAUAAUGGCCAUUGAUAAAGAAGUGGCUGAAGAAAAAGCUGAUCAGUUACAACAAGAAGUUAAUUUGUUGAAGGAAAAGAUUGAGGAAAUUAGUGUAGAUUUAACUGUGUUUAAAAAGCACGAAAGACUAAGUGAUGAAACAAGACAAGCCAUUGAAUAUGUUCAACUUGAGAAACAAAAUGAGCGUCUUAAAGAAGCUCUGUUCAGUGAAUCUGAAGCUGAUCUAAAUAAGAAGAUCAAGGCUCUAGAAAAAGAAUUAUCGUCUCUUCAAGAUAUUCAAGCACAUCGUGAUCAGCUGAAAAACCAAUUGGAUCAUGCUGAAAUGUCUAUUGAAGAUUUAAAGAGCCGCCUAGAUGAUGUUAUGCAUAAUGAAGAUAUGCUUGAACAACUUACUCAACAAAAUCUGUUACAAGGAGAGCAAAUUGAAGAAAUGAAAAUGACCAUUGACGAUCUUGAGGCCUUGAAAGAAUUAAAUGAUGAACUUGAAGAAUCUCAUAUUGAAAACGAGAAACAACUUCAAGCAGAAAUCGACACGCUUAUUCGUGAAUAUUUGAGGCGAAUUGAGUCAACAGACGAGGCAAAUGCAGAUUAUGAAAACACAAUCACCAAUUUCCGCGAACUUGUUGCUACUGAUUUGGAACAAUUUCGUCGAAAGGAGGAAAAUCAAAAUUCAGGAACGGACAAUCUUGGUAGCGAAUCUCAAAAAAUGCUUGACUUAAAACUUCAGUUAAGUAAUACUGAACUUAAGAAUCAAGCCAAACAAAUUGAUCUGGAACUUCGAAAAUUGGAUGCCACACAAGCAACUGAACAUUUGGCCUUUGUUCAGCUACGACAAAAAUUAGCGUGGUUUUCAGAUUUAUCCAAACGCUUUAUUACUUUCAUAAAUGGUUGUCCCGUCGAAACCUUUUUAAAUAUGGGUCAAGUCUAUCGAGAUCUAAUUGGAACAGAGCACACGAUCGUGGACUUAUUGAGAAAAGAAGAAUUAAAAGAAUCUGAAAAUAUUGACAAGUACUUUGCAGAAAGAUAUCUAUCCGACACUAAAAUCGAUGAGGCUGAUAAAUUCUAUUCAUAUGGCAGAGCAUUGGAUUUAAAUGCUGAUACCAUUGCAGUAACGCUUGGUCAGUUAAAACAAGCUGUUGCGACAGCAUGUAAAGACGAAGGUACAAAAGAUGAAUUGAAGCUUGUUGGACUUCAUCAAAUUAUUUACACUGUCACUGAAAAUAUAUUGAGUAUCAACGAAAUGAAGAUGUGGGAAGGCUGUACAAAAACAUUGCAAGAUUUAUGUCAAGAAAUCGUUGGCCUGAAUAAUGUUAUUAAUGAUCCUGAUAAGGCAGAAACUGCUCCAUGGGUUAUACGGUCCAAAGAAUUAAAGGCCGAGGUUAUUAUUAAUGUCGAUAUGGAACGUAAAUUGCAACAGUCUGGUGAAAAAAUUCAAGAAUUACUUAAAGACAUGAAAUUGAAGGCUGAUAGGAUUAAUUCUCUAGAAGAAGAGCUUGCUAAUAAAACCAAACAAGAAUCAGACCUUGAGGAAGUUAUGGGUAAACUUCACCAGGAUCUUGAGACGCGAACAUAUGUUCCUAUUAGAAUUAUUGGGUCAAUCAUCAAUUUCAAUUUUCAUAUCUUAAUGUAUGUUUGUUGCUUAACAGAAAUACAAACCGAACCACAACAUCACCAUCAUCAUCCUGAGGAUGUUGAUCUUGAUGAUAUGGAGAUAAUAUCGGAAACCAGUCCUUUAGAAACCCAGCGUUUAACCAGCCAGAUUGAAUCUCUAAAAUUCGCGGUUCGCUAUUUAAGAGCCGAGAAUUCUCACCUGAAAGGAAAGGAUGCAUUGAGUGUGUUGAAUUGGCAUCUGCAACCUAAGAGAUCUCGCAGUAUUCAAAAUCAAAAUAAUAGUGAACAUUUAUCGAAUAUUGCGCAGGAAGCCAAAUCAUUGCUUAAACAACGACUUGAAGUCAAAACUACAACAGUUGGGCAAGACAAGCCUGCAAAAACCUCAGAAGCCCUCAAAG
Messenger RNA from Racocetra fulgida, 3006 nucleotides. The record is from the annotation of a GenBank genome assembly. Lineage: Eukaryota; Fungi; Glomeromycota; Glomeromycetes; Diversisporales; Gigasporaceae.